Protopolystoma xenopodis is the source of this 363-nucleotide messenger RNA. Lineage: Eukaryota; Metazoa; Platyhelminthes; Monogenea; Polystomatidea; Polystomatidae. The record is from the annotation of a GenBank genome assembly.
AUGAUUCCCAGCAUCAGACAGUUGAGUUGGUACAUUCUCAGACGUUUCGCUGGCAUCUUAGUCGGCAUCAUUGCCGCGCCAAGCUACGAACUCGUCAAAGAGACAAGUGAAGUCAAUCCCUCGACAAACGAAAGUGUGCCCUUAUUUUGCAAUUCUAGUGUGGCCCCAUCACACUUGCUAUCUACCCAACCCCUCUCUUCCGAUCGGCUGAUCCGACUCGGGCCUCUAAUCCCGGGAAAUGGAGAUGGAACUAAUUGCAAAGAUCUUGACACAUCAGGAGCCAAUAAACAGGAACAGAUUUGCCGUGCUACGCAAAACCUUGGAAACGAAUGGACAAUUAGGAGGAAGGAGGAGCUACAGUAA